AUGGCCUCAGACAUGGAGACCUCCGACGAUGAAGAGAGAACAUCAAGAACCGGUGCUGCUUCAACAUCUCAAAAUCAACCUGGGAGUGCUGCAAAUGCGGAUGAUGCUGAAUUUGAUAGGAUGUUGGGUGGCGAUACUGAUGAUGAUGAAAACAAUGACGAUUCUGACAGUGGAAUUGAAGAUCCGACAGCUGCGCUGAAGAAUCAAGUGGACCGAGAAAGAAGGAAAAGGGCUCAUGAAAGCUCUCAAGCAACCACCCGCAAAGUAAGAAAGGUUGUUGUGGGACAAAAACUUCCGAGUCAGUCCAGUGGACUAUCCCGCUCAAUUCGCAACUUCAUCAAGUUCAUGAUGGGAAUGCCUGCAUCCGUCAGUUCUUACCCAGCUGGCCCAACUUCAACAGAAUGGGGUAUUUGGCAUAACUGGACAAAGAAUCGCUACGACAAGGUGACAGCCCACUUGGAGAUUUUCUCAGAGAAGCAUAAGGAAGUGCCAAAGCCUACUUUCAAGAAAAUGUAUCGUGAAGAACUGGACCGCAUCCGCAAGAAAUUAACUCCACCGCCGUUUAUAGCCACUCCGGAUGUUUUGAACAGCGAGAUCAACAUCCCAAUGCACGUGAAGAAAUCUUGUGAACAGGAGAUCCAAAUUGCGGGAUUUGGACGUCUCACGUUUGAGUGGAAGGCUCGAUCGUUUACGACAUCACCUUGGAAUGGGACUCUUGGAACAAUAUUGAUGAAACACUACUAUCAAUGGGCCAAGUCACAACCUGGAACUUUUUGGGACGAAACAUCAAGCAUGGAGAAAAUAUUGGAUCGUUGGGUUCAAGGUCAGGGGAAAUUAAUGAAGAAGGCGGACCGGUCGGAUGGAAAAUCUUUGGAAGAUCUGAAAUAG
Puccinia graminis f. sp. tritici CRL 75-36-700-3 is the source of this 888-nucleotide messenger RNA. RefSeq lists its product as uncharacterized. The transcript is spliced from 2 exons. NCBI's taxonomy places the organism in Eukaryota, Fungi, Basidiomycota, Pucciniomycetes, Pucciniales, Pucciniaceae. Bases 1 to 888 code for a protein of 295 amino acids. The record is from RefSeq and is a predicted model, not a curated record.